Xiphophorus maculatus (southern platyfish) is the source of this 2554-nucleotide messenger RNA. RefSeq names its product minichromosome maintenance complex component 5 (gene mcm5). The record is from RefSeq and is a predicted model, not a curated record. Gene Ontology annotation, molecular function: ATP binding; DNA replication origin binding; single-stranded DNA helicase activity. The coding region runs from base 160 to 2376 and encodes 738 amino acids. Lineage: Eukaryota; Metazoa; Chordata; Actinopteri; Cyprinodontiformes; Poeciliidae. The transcript is spliced from 16 exons. Gene Ontology annotation, cellular component: nucleus; MCM complex. Gene Ontology annotation, biological process: DNA replication; double-strand break repair via break-induced replication; DNA replication initiation.
AAGCAGUUCGCGGGAAAGUAAGACAGGAAGUCACUCAUUUGUUUCCCGCGAAACUCCCAGAUCUGUCCAGCUCUGGUCGCCGGCUUCGGUUCCUUCUCUUCGGAUUAUUUCUUAGCUCUGUCUUACUGUCGCCGCAGCUCCCACCGAGCUCACCGCAGGAUGUCCGGCUUCGACGACCCCGGGGUUUACUACAGCGACAACUUCGGAGGAGGAGGAGAGGCUCCCGGCGGGGACGAAGGCGGACAGAAGCGCGUCCAGAUCAAGAAGAGGUUCCGCGAGUUCCUGCGCCAGUUCCGAGUGGGAACCGACCGGACCGGCUUUACGUACAAAUACAGGGAUGAGCUGAAGCGGCACUACACCCUGGGGGAGUUCUGGGUGGAGGUGGAGAUGGAGGACCUCGCCAGCUUCGACGAAGAUUUGUCCGACUGCCUCUACAAGCUGCCCACUGAGAACCUGCCCCUGCUGGAGGAAGCUGCCAAAGAGGUAGCGGACGAGGUGACCCGUCCCCGGCCCGUUGGCGAGGAGACGGUGCAGGACAUCCAGGUCAUGCUGAAGAGCGACGCCCAUCACGCUUCCAUUCGCAGCCUGAAGUCGGAGCAGGUGUCCCGCCUGGUGAAGGUGCACGGCAUCGUCAUCUCGGCCACGGCAGUCAAGGCGAAGGCCACCAAGGUGUGCCUGCAGUGCCGCGGUUGCCGCGGCGUCCUGCCCAACAUCCCGCUGCCGCCGGGCCUGCAGGGCUACGCUCUGCCGCGCAAGUGCAACAGCGAGAACGCCGGCAGGGUGAACUGCCCCGUGGACCCGUACUUCAUCAUCCCGGACCGCUGCGUCUGCGUGGACUUCCAGACGCUGCGCCUGCAGGAGUCGCCGGACGCCGUGCCACACGGGGAGAUGCCCCGUCACAUGCAGCUGUACUGCGACCGGUAUCUGUGCGACCGCGUGGUGCCCGGCAACCGGGUGACCAUCAUGGGGAUCUACUCCAUCAAAAAGGUGGCCGCUGCCAAGAAAGCAGGCAGAGAGAAGGGCGUCGGCGUGGGGAUUCGCUCGUCCUACCUGCGAGUGGUCGGCAUUCAGAUGGACACGGAGGGAGCAGGCCGUGGCGCCACCGGCUCGGUGUCUCCACAGGAGGAGGAGCAGCUCCGGUCGCUCGCCGCCUCUCCCGGCAUUUACGGCUCCCUGGCGAGCUCCGUGGCUCCGUCCAUCUACGGCAGCGACGACCUGAAGAAGGCCAUCACCUGCCUUCUGUUCGGCGGUUCCAGGAAGAGGCUGCCCGACGGCCUGACUCGCAGGGGCGACAUCAACCUGCUGAUGCUGGGAGACCCCGGCACGGCCAAGUCACAGCUGCUGAAGUUCGUGGAGAGAUGCGCGCCGAUCGGGGUUUACACGUCCGGGAAAGGCAGCAGCGCCGCCGGGCUGACGGCCUCCGUGCUGAGGGACCCCACCACCCGAGGAUUCAUCAUGGAGGGCGGCGCCAUGGUGCUGGCCGACGGAGGAGUCGUCUGCAUCGACGAGUUCGACAAGAUGAGAGAAGACGACCGAGUGGCGAUCCACGAGGCCAUGGAGCAGCAGACCAUCUCCAUCGCUAAGGCCGGCAUCACCACCACCCUGAACUCGCGCUGCUCGGUGCUCGCCGCCGCCAACUCCGUGUUCGGUCGCUGGGACGACACGAAGGGCGAGGACAACAUCGACUUCAUGCCCACCAUCCUGUCCCGCUUCGACAUGAUCUUCAUCAUCAAGGACCAGCACGACCAGCAGAGGGACAUGACUCUGGCUCGCCACGUCAUGAACGUCCACCUGAGCGCCCAGACGCAGACGGAGGGCGUGGAGGGCGAGAUCCCUCUGGCCACGUUCAAGAAGUACAUCGCCUACGCCAGAACUAAAUGCGGCCCUCGGCUGUCGGCGGCGGCUGCUGAGAAGCUGAAAAACCGGUACGUGGUGAUGAGGAGCGGCGCGAGGGACCACGAGAGGGAGUCCAACAAGCGGCCCUCCAUCCCCAUCACCGUCAGGCAGCUGGAGGCCAUCGUCCGCAUCGCCGAGUCUCUGGCUAAGAUGAAGCUGCAGGCCGUGGCAGGAGAAGAAGAAGUGGACGAGGCCCUGCGGCUCUUCCAGGUGUCCACGCUGGACGCGGCGCUGUCCGGCAGCCUCUCCGGAGUGGAGGGAUUCACCUCGCAGGAAGACCAGGAAAUGCUGUCCCGCGUCGAGAAGCAGCUCAAGAGACGCUUCGCCAUCGGCUCCCAGGUGUCCGAGCACAGCAUCGUCCAGGACUUCACCAAGCAGAAGUAUCCGGAGCACGCCAUCUACAAGGUCCUCCACCUGAUGCUGAGGAGGGGCGAGCUGCAGCACCGCAUGCAGAGGAAGGCCCUCUACCGGGUCAAGUAGAGGAGCCUCUGCUCUGUUUGUUUUUGUAAAUAGUUUCUGGUCUGCGUUGUUUUGGGGUAACUGAGGAUGGAUUCUGACAAUAACAUUUCUCACAAUUUAGAGCCGAGAUAAUGGAUUAAAGGUGUCGCUGUUGAGAUGAAGAUUCUGUUUAAAUAAAUAAAAAGUCGUAAGCACACGA